UGACGAUCGGGCAGAAAAUCAACAAUCAUGGCGAGCUCCAGAGGAGGAGGUGCGAUAUGAAAUAUGUGAAGCUUGUAAAUUAGUAUAUGUUCAAUGAAUAUUUAAGGCAUACGGUCACGAAGCCAUGCCUGACACUAAAGAAAUAUCAAACCUGGCUUACUCCAUUGAAAAGCAGCUUGGUGAAAACAAUCCCAACAAUAUAUUGGUUUUGCUAGAAGAUAUUGAAAAGGCCCAUUUAACAUUAGCACAACUGCAGGAAACCAAUAUUGUCAAGGCUUUGUAUCAUGUGCUCAGGACAUGCAGUGAUGUCUUUUUGAAAAGGAAAGCAAAAUCAUUAUUGUCGAAGUGGAAAAAACUCUUUAACAACACUUUACACCAGAUAUCUUACCAAAAUGAAAAUAAAUUCUGUGUUAUGGGAGAUGGCAUGCAAGACACACACACAAAUCCUGUAGGAAAAUCAUCUGACAGUGGAUCAGGGGACAUCAUUCAUAACAUUGGCAGUUCAGUUUGCACUCUUGUUCAUCAUCAUGAUGAGGUCUGCUUCACUUCUGAGCAGAAGUGUUUCCAUCCUGAGAAAAUGUUGUGUUCUGGAGUUAAAGAUGAAGAGAAUAAACAGCCAGUUGAAAACAUUUUAAAAGAUAGUGUGGUCUCUGCAUCUCAUCACAUUGAGUUGAUGUCACAAGCUAUAAUUCCAGCAGAAGCUCUACCUACUAUUAAUGAUGUCUCUACUAUGAAAUUUGAAAAUAGCCUAUUACGAUCUAAGUGUGCUGAGUUGAUCUUCCAGGCUAUUGCUUCCGAAGAGGCUGAUGUCACAAAAAUUCAAGAUAUGUCAAUAAAGAUUGAACAAAAUAUUUUUAACCUUCAUGGAAAUAAUGAUAAAAAGUAUAAAGCUUGCAUAAGAAGUAAAAUUGCUAAUUUAAAAAACCCCAGAACUCCUCACUUACGUCAAAGCUUGCUCUGUGGCCAGCUGAGCCCCAAGUCAUUUGCUGAGAUGUCUGUGGAUGAAAUGGCAUGUGACGAAUUGAAGCAACUUAGAGCUACAUACACAAAACAUGGCAUUAAUGAACACCAGAUUCCCCAGGGGGUUGAAGGAACAAGGACAAAUAAAGUGAAGUGCAGGCGGUGUGAAAACUUUGACUGCAGUGUGACUGUCAUUAACAGGGGCACUCUGUUCCUUCCAAGCUGGGUAAAGACAGGGAACCCUGAUGAACAGAUGAUGACGUUUGUCACAUGCAAUGAAUGUGGAGAGAAGUGGUACAAUAAUGGCUGGAUAUGUUUGUAGCCUUCACUGAAACAAGGCAAGAUAUGUUUAAUAUACAACAUAUUUUAAACUAUCUGAUUGUAUAAUAGAUUAUCCAUACUGUUAACAACUUAAAAGCACUAUAAAUGCAAUAAACAUAAGUGUUUGACUUAUAAA
Erpetoichthys calabaricus (reedfish) is the source of this 1417-nucleotide messenger RNA. Its product is annotated as transcription elongation factor A N-terminal and central domain-containing protein. Gene Ontology annotation, biological process: DNA-templated transcription. The record is from RefSeq and is a predicted model, not a curated record. NCBI's taxonomy places the organism in Eukaryota, Metazoa, Chordata, Cladistia, Polypteriformes, Polypteridae. The transcript has 2 exons. Bases 125 to 1282 code for a protein of 385 amino acids. Gene Ontology annotation, cellular component: nucleus.